Cylindrotheca closterium is the source of this 3330-nucleotide messenger RNA. The record is from the annotation of a GenBank genome assembly. Lineage: Eukaryota; Bacillariophyta; Bacillariophyceae; Bacillariales; Bacillariaceae.
AUGGUAGAAGAAGAAGACAAGAAGCAGACCAUUACCAACAAAGAUGACCAUCAGGAUGCAGGCGCGUCUCCUUCUCGCAGCAAAAACCGUGACGGACAUCAUCGUAAGAGGAGGGAGGAAGGUGAAAAGAAAGUCGGUGUCGCAAUUGGAGUAGAUAUCAAGGAUAAGAAGAGAAGAGGUCAUCGCAAAAGUAGCAGCAGAAGCCCUCGUCCAAGUUCCACCAAAACCAAAUCGGAUGACGACAUCAAGGCCAAGGAAAAGUCAAGAAGACACGGCGAUCGCAAAAGUAGCAGCAGAAGCCCUCGUCCAAGUUCCACCAGAGCCAAAUCGGAUGACGACAUCAAGACCAAAGAAAAGUCAAGAAGACACGGCGAUCGCAAAAGUAGCAGCAGAAGCCCUCGUCCGAGUUCCACCAGAUCCAAAUCGGACGAUUCCGUAAAGGCUAAGGCCAAAGCUGGAAAGGCUGGAGCUGGAAAAAGUCUCAGUCUAUCGCCAGGCGCCCAAUCCGUGGGCCUGGAUGGCAGCUCCCGUUCACACAGCAGUGAUGCUGAUCAAAAGAGGCGAAGUCGGCGAUCCACCAAGGUAUUGAAACCUGGUGCCGAAAGUGUGAGUAGUACAGAUCGGAACGACAGAGAUUCCAGGGCCAAGAGAAGCGCCAGUUGUGGUAGAUCAUCUACUAUGACGGGUGGAAUGGAUAUCGUGCUCGAAGGUGAUGUCAUGGAACGAGGUACCAUACCAGCGAAAAAUGACAACGGAGAGCUCAUGAUUGCUGCCACAAUUUUGGAAGAGGAAGACAAAGAGGCUCGAGAGACCAAAGUGCAAGCAAGAGUGGAGGAAGGGAAAAGGCGACCCCAAAAGGGUUUCGAGGAAAUGCCCCUAAGAAUGCUGGAGGAUGAAGGUGGUCAGGGUGCCGCAACCGACGACGAAGCAAGAAAGAAGAAGCCAUGUUGGAAGAGUCCAAAGGUACUCGUAUUGGUACUAAUCUUGUUGGUUAGCGGUGGCAUCGCUGUGUUCUUUGCGUUGUUUGGGAGCAAAAGUGAACUCACCGAGAAGGACGCUCAACUUGAUUUCCCGGCAGCUCCAGCGAUUGUUACCACCAGUGCCCCCAGCGGCCCUCCAAGCAAUUGGCCUUCUAGCGCACCUUCGGUUGCACUCAAGUACGAUCCACCGUCAUUGGAGCAGUGUGAAGCAAUCGCAAAAGGUGAAGUUACCGACGAGCAGCAGCAAAGUCUUACUUUGAAGACAGUGGUCGUCCACAUGGAUGCCUUGAUGGAUGCUAACGAUCCAGACAACAUUGACACUGCUGUGGUGGCAUCUGAACUGCAAAAUGCCUUCCAACGAGUUUUAGUCCCAGCAUUGGCUCGAUGUCCUUUCAACACAGACGUUGGUCGUCGUUCUUUGCUUGGAAACAGUGCCGUUCGACCAGGAAACAAAACCUUUCUUCGACGGGAGUUGAGUAAUGAGCCAUACGUCGUGGACGCUGGUGUGGUCACCGUGGAAGUUUCAGCAGACGUCUCAUGCAGUCAAAUCGCGGCAAGUCCGUCCUGUCUUUUUGUAUCGGUGAUUCUGGAUUUGUAUCUGCAUGAAGAUCUCAAGUUUUGGGAGCUGAUCGGGCUGGUCAGCGAAGCGUCGACAAGCGGUGAUAUCAUCAAUUUGACAGAACUGCUGGGCCUACCUUCACCACCAUUCAUCCGGUUGGUGAUUACCGACAGUCUUCCAGGAAACGACACCGACUCCCCGACUGCAUUUCCAACAGGCGUUCCAAGUGUGUCUCCGUCAUUUGCACCGACAAAGGAGGCAACACCAGCUCCAAGUGCACAGCCUGUGACACCGGCCCCCUCUAUGGCUCCAUUUGUUGGACAAACACCAUCACCGUCAACUAUCCCAAGCUCUUCUCCAACAUUUGCACCGACAAAUUUACCGAGUGAAUCCCCAUCAGGAAGCCCAAGCACUCCCCGACCAACUCUCGCACCUGUUGUUGGACCAACACCACCUCCAACUGGCUAUCCAACUGCAAAUCCGUCGUCUGUGCCAACAAAACUACCAAGUGAAUCCCCAUCAGGAAGCCCAAGCACUCCCCGACCAACUCUCGCACCUGUUGUUGGACCAACUCCACCUCCAACUGGCUAUCCAACUGCAAAUCCGUCUUCUGUACCAACAAAACUACCGAGUGAAUCCCCAUCAGGUAGCCCAAGCACUCCCCGACCAACUCUGGCACCUGUUGUUGGACCAACACCACCUCCAACUUCCUUUCCAACUCCUAGCCCGUCUACUGAACCUAGCUUGAUACCAACGAAUAUACCGAGUGAAUCCCCAUCAAGUAGCCCAAGCACUCCCCAACCUACUCUGGCACCUGUUGUUGGACCAACACCACCUCCAACUUCUUUUCCAACUCCUAGUCCCAGUACUCAGCCUAGCUUGGAACCAACGCCCGGACCGAGCAAAGCACCGACACCAACACCGACACCAGCACCGACACCAGAACCGACACCAGAACCGACAUCGGCACCUACUUCCAGUCCAACAUAUCUGCCAACAACGUCUCCGUCUGUCUCACCUACCGCAUUUGAUAGACAGCAAGCAGUUGCCGCUCAUAUUACCGCUGAAGGAUUUACCAAUUCUGUCAAUGAUGCUGUCAAUUGGAUUCUAACAGUCGAUGAUUGGUAUCCAAGUUCUUCGACAGAUGCUGCUGCGAUGAUUGUAGAACGAUACAUUAUGGCGGCUCUUUUCUACAAGACUGGUGGAGAAACUAAUUGGUUGACGAAAACCGGUUGGUUAUCAACUGAUUCGGUGUGCAGUUGGCAUGGAAUCGGCUGUGCUGGUGGGAGAGUGAGAGAUAUCGAUUUGGGUUUCAAUAGUCUGAAGAACCGCAUUCCGUCUGAGCUAGGAAGAAUUAAUGGUUUGGAAAAGCUCUAUUUGCACAACAACGCGCUGACUGGUAGAAUUCCCAAAGCAAUUCUUAAAGAGUCAAUCAAACGACUUCAUUUAGAUCAAAAUGACCUAAGGGGUACCAUCAGAACCGAUAUUGGUCGAAUGAGCAAUUUGAUAUCAUUGAAAUUUUUUGGGAACAAUCUUGGACCCGGAACGCUCCCAACGGAGAUUGGAAGCUUGACUGCCCUAACGAGGUUGUAUCUCUCGGAUAGCGGUAUAUCAGGGACCAUGCCAACAGAAUUUGUCAACCUGGUAAAUCUUAACGAUCUCAGAAUGCAGAAAAAUCAAAUGACAGGAACUAUUCCUCAACUGGGAAAAUCAAACAUCCCGACUUGCGAUUUGUCGCAAAACUCAUUUAGCAGUAAAGGAAAUGGGCGUAACGCUGGAUGUGUAGUUUGA